Messenger RNA from Eutrema salsugineum, 1378 nucleotides. Its product is annotated as F-box protein At5g25290. The record is from RefSeq and is a predicted model, not a curated record. Bases 32 to 1186 code for a protein of 384 amino acids. NCBI's taxonomy places the organism in Eukaryota, Viridiplantae, Streptophyta, Magnoliopsida, Brassicales, Brassicaceae. The transcript has a single exon.
ACGAGAUAUUCCCCGUCCUGAAUCCCUGAUAAUGGAGGAAUCUACACUCAAACGAAAUUCGAGUUGUCCGGAUAAUCAGUGUGCUAAGGCCAUGCGUUCGACUUUGAUUCUGCGGCCGAAAAGCGGAUCUCCAUUGCUGUUGCUGUUUUCAGAAGAGGAUGGUUGUCGUCUGUACAGCCCAGAGGAAGAUAGGGUUUACGAGACAACGAGGAGUGACUUUUCAGGAUACCGAAUCCUGGGAAACUCGGGUAAGUGGUUCCUGGUGGUAGAUUCUCGAUCAGAUCUCUAUAUUAUAGACGUGUUUAGCGAGGAGAAGAUCCAUCUCCCACCUCUAGAAUCAAUGAAAGGUGGUUAUUAUAAGCUUGAGCGAGUAGCAGAUAAGGAAUUGACAUGCAAAUUGAUUAGUGAGUCGUAUCGAUCUGGGGUUGUUUUAACGGCCAUGGAUCUGAGAGGUCUUUUGUGGGUAGACGACAAGAGUGGAAACUACGUUGUUGUUUGGAAAUAUGUUGAGCUGGGUAGACAAUUUUUAGGUUAUUGCAAGAAAGGGGAUGAUCAUUACACCGAGAUUCCAACAGCCAAGUUGGGUGAUGUUCGCAGGGAGUUACGAGGCCAACGUGAUCUGGUACUCAAAGGUUACAGUCUUUACAUCUUCACGUCUUAUGAUUACAUUCGACACCUGGAUCUUUCUGGACAAGAUGGUUUCAAGGAUGUUUCCGAGACCCAUAGGUUUCCAAUGUGGAGAGAUGAUUAUAUGAAUGAGGAACUACUCGGAAUGACGACCAUCUCAUGCCGCGAUACCAUUGUUGUUACAACAUCAGGAGAGGCUUUGAUUGUCCAUAGUAGAGGUUACGAGUCUAACGAAAACUUUGAAAAACAUAGGAUAUUCCGCGUGUACAAGAGGGAUUCUAAAGAUCUAGACCCCGAUACCAGAGACACAAGGCUUGUUCAGGUGGAUUCUCUAGGUGAUGAGGCACUGUUUCUUGAUAUGGGCUUCACUGUACCUGCUGACCAUACCCUUGGUAUUGAGCCAAACUCCAUCUACUUCACACAUGAUAACCGUCUCCGUCCUGAUUGGAGGACUCCACGCUUCGACAUCUGUGUGUACAAUCUUGCAACAAAGACCACCAAACGCUUCCCGGUUCUCUCCAACUUUAACCUCAAGGAUGCUCGGUGGUUUCUCCCCUAGUGAUAUAUGAUUCGUGUCGUGUCCUUUCUUUGAGCGAUUCUCUUGCUUUUGUUAUUCCUCGGGGACUCCUUUGCUUUGUUUCUUUCCGCUGCAUCCUCCUCAUGUUGAGCUAUUUCCAGACUCUUAAUUAUCCUCGUUUUUCUUUUCAUGUAUAAUCUAUGACAUUGCUAAGUGUUUAAUUAUCUUUUUAAG